UUUGUAACGUCGAAGAAAUGCCGACUUCCGCCUUCGGAGCGCCCUUUCGUUGUGUUCUGUCUGAGAACAACUAAGAACAUAAUUAAAAAAGGACCCAAAUCGCUCACAUCGAAGCCCCUUAGCCGAGAGGAGCAUUUGAUGUGACGGGUUAAUGUUAAACGACCAAGCGAUGUCUGUGGUUUUUGACGGGAGUCCGCUGAAAGCGAUGCAGAGCUCACACUGUCUCCCACCGCAGACUGGCCUGAGUGCUCAGGAACUGUCCCAGGAGAUCAAGUCCUUCAUCAGUGGUGUUGACGCUGUUCAAGGCCGGAAGCUCAGUGUCCGGGAACACGCCCGCUGUGCUGUGAGGCUGCUGCGCUCUGUCCCGGCCUGUCGAGGGGCCGUACUGGAGCAUCUCAGGGGCGUGUACGAUGAGCAUGUGUCCACGUUUCUGCACACCCUGGAGACGGAGGGUAAUGCUGGUUCCGGGGUGAGCUGCAACCUGGAGGACAUCAUACAGGAGGUUCAUGGCGUGCUGUCAGAGUUCAUCCGCCUCAACCCUAGAGCCUGGGCCCCACUAGUGUCCACCUGGGCUGUGGACUUACUGGGUCAGCUGAGCAGCAAGCAUGCCGGGCGCCGGGUGGCCCCCCACUCCUCCAGCCUCAACGAGCUGCUCCAGCUCUGGAUGUCUUGUGCCGCUACCCGGUCCCUCAUGGAGGCCUACUCCCAGUGUUUGGCUGCAAUGCUGGCCUGGUGCCCUGACGCCUGUGUGGAUGCGCUGUUGGACACCUCAGUUCAGCAUUCCCCGCAUUUUGACUGGGUUGUGGCUCACAUUGGGUCUGCGUUCCCGGGCACCAUCAUCAGCCGAGUCUUGGCAUGUGGACUGAAGGACUUCUGCUCUCAUGGUGCUAAGGACCAAGGACUCCUGGUGAUGGGGGUAGAUAAAGGCAACAGAGUCCCCAAGAUUGGCUCAGUGGUGGGAAUCCUUGGACACCUAGCAGCACAUCACUCAGACAGCAUCCGGAAAGAACUGCUCAGGAUGUUUCAGGAGAGCCUGAGUCCGUCGAGCCCUCUGUCUCCAACGUCAUCUUCAACAUCUUGGGAAAGUUCCCCUCAACUUCGUCGAGCUGCGGUGCCAUUUCUACUGCAGCUGGCUGCGAUGUCCCCAAACCUCUUCGGCGCCGUGUCCGCAGAGCUGGUAGAGCUGUUUCGUCCUCCUGUCCUGCUUCAGUUGCAAGCUGUGCUGCAGGGCCUGCCCAGAGAGGAACUGGAUAACAUGCUGGGGCUGGCUGUACACCUCAUUAGCCAGAGCCCAUCAGGAGGGGCCCGGGUCCUCAAAUUUCUGGCGGACACAGCAACUCCAGCUUCGGUCAUCAUCUCUGGCCCGACACCCUCGCCUCACGAAGGAGUCAGAGAAGGCUGCGACCGCCUCCUCCAGAUGCUGCUCCUGCAUCUCCACAAGCUCGUCUUCAAUCGCUCAGAUGGGGUCGAGGUCAACCCCCAUCACUCAUCUUCCUCUCAGCCGCAGCGGGUCAUCCCCUUCUUGGAGGAGCUGCAGUCUCACGUAGGUCAGCUGUGCGCCGAGACGCUGCGGCUGGAGAGGAAGCGACACCUCUGGCUGCACCAGCUGCUGUGUCUCCUGUCAGUGUACGGGGGUCCCAGCGUGGCCACAGAGACCCUCUGCCAGCUACUCACCCAGGCCCGCAACCCGGAGGAACUGGCUCUGGCCUGGCAGCUCCACACCACGCUCUCAUCCUGCAUGGCAGGACUCAUUCCCGCCUCUGUAGCUCGCUGCGUGGCCCAGAUCCACACGCACACGCUGGGGCCCCGGCAGCUCAGGCAGCUGCUGCUCAACCUUGCUGCUGCCAUCCAGAGUCAGGAUGAGGAGAGACGAGGAGCAGCAGGCGCUCAGUCCUCCAUGGCCAUUCAGCUGGGAUCGGCCGUCUCGGGACACCUCCAUGACUUUGGCCCGCUCCUUCUCCACGGCGACCCGGCCGUGUCUCACGCUGCGGUGCGCCUCCUGUCCUGCAGCCCGCUCCCCCGUACCUCCUCCCCGUCACACCUGCUCCUUCUCUCCCGUGCCGCCGUCACACAUUUCUUUCUGACGCUGCGGAGGAGGGGAGAGGUGGGGAACGUGGGUAGAGACGGAGGGCAGGCAGGCGAGGCUGUGAACUGCUCGGUGCUGCUUCUGUCUCGCUUUGCAGCGUACUCCCCCCUGACUCUGAAGGCGGUGCUUCAGCAGCUGGUCGAAGGAUCGCUACAUAAAGGCAACGCCGACUUGUUUGGAGGGCAGAUAGCAGACAUGUCUGGCGCCCCUCUGCCUUCCCCAUCCGUGUCCCCUGACCUGGGAGCCUCUUUGAUAGAUAUCAACUGUCGGUUUGGGACCACCGUUAAUUUCUCUGGUAGUGUCUGGUCUGUGUUUCACGCUGGAGUGAUUGGAAAGGGGCUGAAGGUUCGCACUGCCACACAGGUACCUGACCCAUCUGGGGUCAUCCAGAACGUCCAGACUCUGCUGGCUGUUAUUGUCCAGUGUUGCAGCUCCUCUGGGCUCAACGGCUCCCAGUUACCCUCUGACCCAGACGAGCCUCCGCCCAUCAACGCGGAGGCAGCCAAGGUUGUCGCAGUCACACUCGUGGAAAGCGUCUGUCCAGAUGUGGCCAAUGGGGAGUUGUCCUGGCCCCCAGAGGAGCACGCCCGCACCACGGUGGAGAGAGACAUCCACAUUCGACGCUGCUUUGAGGCCCACCCAGUGCUCUUCCCUCUGCUUCAGGUGGUGGCGGCCGGACGUCCGGCCCUCUGCUACUGCUCAGCUGUGCUCAGAGGCCUCCUGGCCACUCUGUUGGCACACUGGGAGGCUUCUCGCGAGGGGUCAUCCACUGACUCCCCGUGGCACCUCCAGGCCUCCUGCCAUCUGGUGUCCUGCAUGGGAGAGGGCCAACUGCUGCCCCCCGUGCUGGCGAACGUCCACGAAGCCUUCCCCCACCUGACCCCCUUUGAGGUGAGGCUGCUUCUCCUGGCCGUGUGGGAGUACGUGAGGGGCAACGGCCCCAUGCCCCAGAAGUUUUUCUUCAGCUCGGAGAAGGGCAUGUUCUGCAGAGACUUCUCACGGGACGGUGACGUGGCGAGAUACGUGGCCCCGAUUCAUAGCGUCCUUCAUAAAAACAUUGACCGGCUGGGACACCUGUGCUGGAGGUUCCAGCUCUGAGAAUCGGUGGGGAGCAGGUGACGAGGAAUAAAUAAACUUUUAAAAAAAAAAAAGAGGGAACGGCGAAAUAGAUUGCUCCAAAAGUGGACUGCAAAGUUGCUGUCGCUGUAGUUCAGUUUCAUACUAGUGUGUGUACUUUUUGUACUGUUUUUUUCUGAGAUGUUUCUAACUUGGUUCUGUGGCAAACAAAAAGGGCACACCUGUAUAAAAUGUUAAUAUAGAACUCUCUCCACAACAUAGAGUCUUACUGUGUCAUUUUGGUUACAAAUACAAUUUAACUCUGCUGAAGCGUUUAUACACUGUUUUGUAUAAGUUCCAGAUUGUUCAUCUUCUAAAACUGUGUCCACAAACAAGCCUUACAUCUCUUAUUAAAAACACGGAAACCGUUGUCUCAACCAUUUCACACAAUAAAUAUUCAUGUAGUUCAUGAAAGAGACUCAAA
Messenger RNA from Mugil cephalus (flathead mullet), 3626 nucleotides. It is a transcript of the gene ints5, whose product is annotated as integrator complex subunit 5. Gene Ontology annotation, cellular component: integrator complex. Lineage: Eukaryota; Metazoa; Chordata; Actinopteri; Mugiliformes; Mugilidae. Bases 152 to 3184 code for a protein of 1010 amino acids. The transcript is spliced from 4 exons. Gene Ontology annotation, biological process: snRNA 3'-end processing. The record is from RefSeq and is a predicted model, not a curated record.